CACUAUUUAAGACAAAGAAGGAGGAUUAACUAAUUCUUUGGGGGCUAUAGUUGGUCAUACCAAGAGGAGCAAGAUGCAUACUCACAGCAUUUGGCGAGCGGGUCUCCUGGUGUCCAUCUUGUGUGUCGCUUUGACCGUGGCCCAAUUUCCUCGGGAGUGCGUCACCCCAGAAGGGCUUCGCAGCGGCCAGUGUUGUCCCUCCCUGUCAGGCCAAGCAGGGGAUGAGUGUGGCUUCAGCACGGGACGGGGUCAGUGUGUAUCCAUUGCUGCAGACAACCGGCGCCAUGGACCCCAGUACCCGUACGCGGGGCGAGAUGAUCGAGAGAGGUGGCCUCUGCGAUUCUUCAACCGCUCUUGUCAGUGCAACGGGAAUUUCAGCGGCUACAACUGUGGGCGAUGUCGACAUGGACUGACUGGACCAAAUUGUGACCAGAAGAUCUCUGUGGUGAGGAGAAAUUUAAUGCAAAUGAGUGCCACUGAGAAGCAAGCAUUUAUCAACUCUCUGGACCAGGCAAAGAGGACCAUCCACCCCGACCUUGUCAUCUGUACAAGACGCUACCAGGAGAUAUUUGGUCCGGAUGGCAACACACCUCAGUUUGAGAACAUCACCAUUUACAACUACUUUGUGUGGAGCCAUUACUACUCCGUCAGUAAGACCUUCCUGGGCCCGGGCCAGGCCAGCUUCGGUGGAGUCGACUUUUCCCACGAGGGCCCCGGCUUUGUCACCUGGCACCGCUUUCAUUUGCUGCAACUGGAAAGAGAUAUGCAAGACAUGCUGGGUGAUUCCUCUUUCGCCCUGCCCUACUGGAACUUUGCAAUCGGUGGCAGCGAUUGUGACAUUUGCACCGACGACCUCUUAGGAGCUAGGAGCUCCUUCGACAUGAACUCCAUCAGCCCCAACUCGGUGUUCUCCCAGUGGAGAGUGGUCUGCGAAAGCGUGGAAGACUACGACGCGUUCGGCACCGUCUGCAACAAUACGGAAACUAGUCCCAUCAGGAGGAACCCGGCGGGCAAUGUGGCACGGCCCAUGGUGCAGAGGUUGCCCGAGCCUCAGGACGUGUUGGACUGUCUGCAACUCAACACCUUUGACACCCCACCUUACUAUUCCACCUCCUCCGAGAGCUUCAGGAACUCCAUUGAAGGCUAUAGUGCUCCCCAGGGGCCGUAUGAUCCGGUGAUCCGCAGCCUCCACAACCUGGCCCACCUCUUCCUCAACGGCACAGGCGGCCAAACUCACCUCUCCCCUAAUGAUCCCAUCUUCGUCCUGCUGCACACAUUCACUGAUGCGAUCUUUGAUGAAUGGCUCAGUAGGCACCAACCAGGCGAGAUAGUCUAUCCUGAGGAGAACGCUCCAAUUGGACACAACCGUCAGUUCAACAUGGUUCCUUUUUGGCCUCCUAUCACAAACGCAGAGAUGUUUGUGUCCGCCCCAGAAAAUCUGGGCUACUCCUACGAGGUCCAGUGGCCAGUUCGCGCCUACACACUGUCUGAGAUCAUCACCAUCGCCAUCAUUGCGGCGGUGCUGGUCGUGGCAGUGAUGGGCGGAGUCAUUGCCUGUGCGGUGCGAGCCCGAUCCUACCGCUCGGCUGAGGCCUUGGAGCCGUUGUUGGGGGAAACCUUCCGGAGAUACUCAGAAGAUGACAGGAGAUUGGAUAAAUCACAGUCUGUUGUCUAAAUCAACGCCUUUAUAAAGAGGCCUUCACAUGUUUAAGCAUUUUUUUAAGAACGCUCCCCCUGCAAUGUCUUUUAAUAAAGUAUCACUGAACAAAUA
Molecule: messenger RNA, 1771 nt
Organism: Syngnathus acus (greater pipefish)
Lineage: Eukaryota; Metazoa; Chordata; Actinopteri; Syngnathiformes; Syngnathidae
Gene: tyrp1b
Product: tyrosinase-related protein 1b
Exons: 9
Coding region: 74-1675 (533 amino acids)
Biological process (GO): melanosome organization; melanocyte differentiation
Cellular component (GO): melanosome
Molecular function (GO): oxidoreductase activity
Source: RefSeq, a predicted model, not a curated record